Messenger RNA from Hibiscus syriacus, 903 nucleotides. RefSeq names its product exosome complex component RRP41 homolog. Gene Ontology annotation, cellular component: nucleolus; cytoplasmic exosome (RNase complex); nuclear exosome (RNase complex). The coding region runs from base 145 to 888 and encodes 247 amino acids. NCBI's taxonomy places the organism in Eukaryota, Viridiplantae, Streptophyta, Magnoliopsida, Malvales, Malvaceae. Gene Ontology annotation, biological process: rRNA catabolic process; poly(A)-dependent snoRNA 3'-end processing; U4 snRNA 3'-end processing. The transcript has 11 exons. The record is from RefSeq and is a predicted model, not a curated record.
UCAGAUCGAAUCAGGUCAAUUUUCGUUAAUUUCGGGUUAAAUUGACAUUCAUAGCGGCAACCCGCCGGAUAACCAAAAACCCUGGAGGUUUUAAUCCAUUUUUCCCUAAAACAUUAGCACUUGGGUUGUUGUAGGUAGUCUCUAAUGUCGAAGACAGAAUACGUGAGCCCUGAAGGUCUCCGAUUGGACGGUCGCCGUCCCAUGGAAAUGAGACAACUUCGUGCAGAGAUCGGUACCGUCGCCAAAGCUAAUGGCUCUGCUGUUUUUGAGAUGGGCAACACCAAAGUCAUUGCAGCAGUGUAUGGCCCUCGAGAGGUACAAAAUAGGAGCCAACAACUUAAUGACCAGGCAUUGGUGCGCUGUGAAUACAGUAUGGCUAAUUUUAGUACCGGAGAUCGAAUGAGGAAACCGAAGGGUGACAGGCGUUCGACAGAGAUAUCUCUUGUCAUCCGCCAGACCAUGGAGGCAUGCAUUUUGACUCAUCUAAUGCCUCGUUCUCAGAUAGAUAUAUUUGUUCAAGUUCUUCAAGCCGAUGGAGGAACUAGAUCAGCAUGUAUCAAUGCUGCAACUUUAGCCCUCGCAGAUGCUGGGAUCCCAAUGCUCGAUAUUGUCACUUCUUGCAGUGCUGGGUAUCUAAAUAGCACUCCUCUGCUAGAUUUGAACUACAUUGAAGACAGUGCUGGAGGCCCCGAUGUCACCGUAGGGAUCUUGCCUAAGUUGGACAAAGUGACUCUACUUCAGAUGGAUGCUAAGUUACCAGUGGAUAUCUUCGAAAAUGUCAUGGGACUUGCGGUUGAAGGCUGCAAGGCUGUAGCAAACUACAUUAGAGAAGUAUUACUAGAGAAUACCAAGCAACUGGAGUAUCGACGAGCCUAUAAAUCUUAUUAGCAGUGCAAGAAAAAU